Molecule: messenger RNA, 2430 nt
Organism: Rosa chinensis
Lineage: Eukaryota; Viridiplantae; Streptophyta; Magnoliopsida; Rosales; Rosaceae
Product: BRCA1-associated RING domain protein 1
Exons: 13
Coding region: 69-2207 (712 amino acids)
Biological process (GO): double-strand break repair via homologous recombination; positive regulation of transcription by RNA polymerase II; negative regulation of fatty acid biosynthetic process
Cellular component (GO): plasma membrane; BRCA1-A complex; BRCA1-BARD1 complex
Molecular function (GO): metal ion binding; ubiquitin-protein transferase activity
Source: RefSeq, a predicted model, not a curated record
AUAAACACUCCACACUCUUCCACACCACCCCUUCACACGCUUCUCUCUCUCUCUCUGCACAGUUCCCAAUGGCCCAGUCCUCCGCCAAGCACUCUUCAGAUUCCGGAAACUGCCGCAACGGCGUCGUUUCGCCGAUGAACAAGAACCCCCUCACGUUUCAUCUCCAGAAGCUCGGCCUCGAGCUCACUUGCCCUCUCUGCCUAGGGUUUUUUAAUCGGCCGACAUUGCUUCCCUGCAAUCACAUCUUCUGCAACAACUGUGUGCCCAAUGGGACCAAUUUGGGAGCAGAGUGUCCUCUGUGUAAUAUCCAAGUUCCUGGUCAAGAUCUGAGGCAUGCGCCUUUCAUGGAAAGCAUAGUAGCAAUCUACAAAAGCAUGAAGGCCACUUACUGUACCAACUCCUCCCAGCCUAUAUAUUCAGAUGUUAGAACAGCUUCGGGUCAAAACCCGGUUUCACCUGAUGUCAGUUUUGCUGGGAAAUCGACUAAAGAACUGUUUGACAAUUGCCAAGAGGGUAAAUCAGAAAGUGCUCAGACCAUUGUUUCAUCAAGGGGUAAUAAGCGAGUAUGGGUUCCAUGUAGUCAGAAACAUUCUGUUACAGAUGGAAUUGGCAAGCAUGGCAAAGUAGAUAACUGUAGCAUAGCAAUAGAUGGUAACAGCGAAGAAUUCGAGUUGGGUAGAGGACGUAAAUUUAAUGGUGGAUUAAAUCCCAAUUCACCAUUACCAAGUUCUCAAAUAAGAUCUGUGGGACUGGACGAGUGUAUGACUUCAGAAAGAGACAUGAAUCCAGUAGUGCAGGCGUUGCUGGAUAGUCCUCCUUCAUUUGGUGAUGCCAAAUGUUCAGAUAAUGAUAAUAGCUUUGACCAGUGCUCUGAGCAAAUUUCAGACAGUUUGAUCAGGGGGUCAAUGAGGAAAAUUGAUGAUAGAACAGGGCAGAUGAGGCCUGAUAGUUCUGCAUCUGAUACUGAUGGCCAUUUGAGGGAACUCAAGAGACAGAAGAAACUGGACUAUGGGCCAGUCUCAGGGACUAAUUCUGAGCUGGAACUUAAAUUCAGAACACCUUCUAAUGAGUCUUUCACAAAUAACACCAUUUGUGCAUUUUGCCAGUCUUCCACAAUCUCAGAGGUCACUGGGCCAAUGUUGCACUAUUCCAAGGGAAAAUUGGUGGAGGGAGAUGAUGCAGCUGUUUCAGAUGUCAUACAUGUUCACAAAAUAUGCAUUGAUUGGGCACCACAAGUGUUCUUUAAAGAUGAAACCAUUAAAAAUUUGAAGGCGGAAGUGACAAGGGGUGCAAGAUUAAAAUGCACCAAAUGUGGGAUAAAGGGAGCAGCCUUGGGAUGCUUUGUGAAAUCCUGCCGAAGAAGCUAUCAUGUUACCUGUGCAAUUGAAAUUUCCAAGUGCCGUUGGGAUUAUGAAAGCUUUCUUCUGCUGUGUCCAGCACAUUGUUCAGUUAAAUUUCCCAAUGAGAAGUUGAAUCGUAACAAGCACAAAAAUUGUCAGCUCUCCGACAGUAGAGUCGCUUCAAAUGGAGUGAACAACUGGGUUUUAUGCCCUUCUGGUUUGUCUUCUGAAGAGAAGAUUUUUCUUAUCAAAUUUGCUGAGAUGAAUGGUGCAACUUUGUCCAAGAGCUGGACACCUGAUGUUACACAUGUGAUUGCUGCCCUGGAUGGGGAUGGUGCAUAUGUCCGGACGUUUAAAAUUUUCAUGGCCAUUUUGGCAGGAAAAUGGAUAGUGACAAUUGACUGGGUAAAAGCAUGUGUGGAAACUAAGCAUCAUGUGGAUGAAGAACCUUAUGAAGUUAGUCUUGAUAACUAUGGUUGUCGCAGUGGUGCCAAAGCUGGCAGGCUUAGGGCAUUAAGCAAUGAUGCGAAGCUCUUUAAUGGUUUGAAUUUCUAUUUUGCUGGUGAUUUUAUACUGGAACGGAAGGAAGACUACAAAGAAUUGGUCAUAGCUGCAGGAGGUACUGUUUUCAACAGUAAGGAAGAUGUGCUUGAAGCAAGUUGUCAUGAAAAGGGCACUUCGAGGACACUAGUUGUGUACAACCUUGACCCCCCACCAGGGUGCAAGUUGGGGGAAGAAGUUUCAAUACUUUGGCAAAGGUCUAACGAGGCACAAGAUAUAGCUGCGAAAAUUGGAGCUGAAUACGUCUUUCACACAUGGUUGUUGGAGUCAAUUGCGAGAUAUGAGUUGCAGCCAAUUGUAUGUUGACGAAGUAUGAAGUGCAGUGAUUUUUGUUUGUUGAAGUACAGAACAACCAUCUGGUAAAGAUAGGUAAGAUGGUAAUCUGUAUGCUUCAUUAGAAAGGUAGGUCGAAGAUGGUUUUCUGCAUGCUUCAUUAGAUUCCUGCAACCUGUGAUGUCAUAUAAUGUAUCAUUACUCCGUUUUUGUGUAAUUCAAGUCAAUGAAUUUCAAUUCUUUUGAAUAUUUUUUU